AUGAGAAGCCAUACAAGUCCGAGCAUAGUCUAAAAAAGAAACUUUUACGGUGGGGAAUUCAACAAUGAGUUACCAGUUAUUCUUGAAGUUAAUGAAUCAAAUAUAGCCUCAACUGUUUAUAAUAGAAAGGUGUCAAACAAUUAGAAUGAUGCCUUACAGGGUACAAAUCUUCGUAGCCAGGUGUUUCAAUCUUUAAUUAUAAGUAGAAUAAGUGAUUCUGACGAGGAUGUAGACAUCUCUUCAGAAUCAGAGUUCAGUGAAGACAUAGUUGAUCCAGCAGAAGUUGGUCUAGAAAUUCCUGACGAGAGUGAAAAUUUUAUUACAUUUUUUCUUGAUUAAGAGAUGACUUGGUAGAAAAAUAUCUUAUAAAAUGGGAAAGUUAAUUGGGUAAAGAAAAAAAGAAGUUAGAAGCUACAGUUAAAUCCUAAUCUUAAGAAACUUUCAUGUGCCAAAGUAAGAAAUAUGCAGUUAGAAGAGAAGAAAUUCUGGUUUGAGUAUCAAUGCGAGCAGAGAAGAAUAAGUUUCAUCUAAGAUUCUAUCACAUUGGUCAUUUAAAGAGACAACGUACUAAGAGAUUCAUUUGAGUAAUUUAGAACUACAGAUGAUUUUGACUUGCAUAAAGAAAUAAAAAUUCAUUACAUAGAUGAAGUUGCCUAAGACGCAGGUGGAAUCACAAGAGAGUGGGUUACUCAGCUAACUUAACAAUUAUUUUCCGAUGAUUAAUAGCUAUUCAAGCAAAUGAAAAGUGAUCAUAGCUUGAAUUAUUUCCCAAACUAAAACGCUAAAUUCCUCUAUGAAAACGGCUACAAGGAUUAUUUCAGAUUUGCAGGAUAAGUAUUAGCUAAGGCCUUGUUUGAUAAAAUUCCUGUUAAUGUUUCGUUGAAUUCUGCUAUUCUAAAAAAGCUUGUUGCAAUUAGCCCAAAAGAGCAGAAAAUAACUCUUGAAGAUUUAAGAGAUUAUGAUCAACAAAUAUACAACUCAAUAAAAUUCAUCUCUGACGACCCAUCAAUUAAUUUUGAUGAAGAGGAGUUUUACUUUACAAUAAUACAAGAUGAUGGAUCAGAAAUAGAACUUAUUAAAAAGGGAAAGGAAACUCGAGUAACUGCUUAAAACAGAACUUAGUAUGCUAAAAAAGUAGCAAAAUAUUAUUUAUACAAGCAGGUAAAAACAGAGAUCGAUGAGUUUGUGAAAGGAUUCCUCUAGGUUAUUCCUAAUAGUAUAAUCUCAGUGUUUGAUAAAGAUGAGCUAGAAUUUAUUAUGAAUGGUUCGCCUACAAUAGAUAUAGAUGAUUGGAUCUAGAAUUCAACAUAUAGGGGAGCAUUUGAAAACGAAGGCAAAAAUCAUUAAGUAAUUAGUUGGUUUUGGGAUAUUUUAAGAGAUCUUAAUUAAGAAAAGAGAAGAAAGUUCCUUCUUUUUUGUACAGGUAAUCCUAGACUCCCUAUUGAGGGAUUUAAAAUAGAUCUUCCAUUAUUUAACAGAAAAGAGGAUAUAGAAAAUAAUAUCAAUGGCAUUUUGGAAUAAGAUCAUUAUUAUUUCGAUUUUGAGUGA
Molecule: messenger RNA, 1548 nt
Organism: Stylonychia lemnae
Lineage: Eukaryota; Ciliophora; Spirotrichea; Sporadotrichida; Oxytrichidae
Source: the annotation of a GenBank genome assembly